This is a messenger RNA of Apis cerana (Asiatic honeybee), 3100 nucleotides long. RefSeq names its product lipoma-preferred partner zyxin (gene Zyx). Gene Ontology annotation, biological process: cell-cell adhesion. NCBI's taxonomy places the organism in Eukaryota, Metazoa, Arthropoda, Insecta, Hymenoptera, Apidae. The record is from RefSeq and is a predicted model, not a curated record. Gene Ontology annotation, cellular component: focal adhesion; stress fiber.
UGAAAUCCUAGUGACAAAUGUGCUUCAAAUGAAUUUAUGACAUUCGGAUCACAGACAUUUUUUUUUCAUUUAAUUAAACUAUAUAAUAAUGUGCAAUAUUGUGAUGUACGAUUUAGGAUGUGGUGAAGCUUGUUUAAAAAUAAAUGUACUUUAAUUAUCCAGAUCUCUUCAUAAAAUUAUAGAGAAUUAUUAAUUAGGCCAUUCAUAUACGUACAUACAUCAAAAUUAUCAAUAAUUUCUUUUUUUUUAAGUAAUGAACACGCUACCUUAAUUAUUGGUUGAAUAUUGUACUAUAAAAGAAAAAGAAAACUAUAGUUAUUAAAUUUAUAUAUAUGAAAAAGUCAUUGUAAAGGAAUUUUUAAAGCUACGAGAUAAGGGAUUUAUGAGUCAGCCAUUCAGUUGUGUCACGGUUAAGUACAGAACAUAUCUGACGACUUCUUAAAAAUUACUUCAUUUUGAUUUCGAAAAAAUUAUUUUAUACAAGACAUUUACAAAAAAAUAACGGCUUAUUAACUUACCAGUGUUGCUUGCAGAAAAAUGUCUAAUGUUAGUAAUUUGGAACAACAAAUCGCAAAUUUGCAAAUUAAUCAUGGAGAUGGUAUUAAAACCAUUAAAUCUGGAAAGAAAGUUGGUCCAGCUGUACCUCCAAAACCAAAAAAAUCUCAGCCACAGGUCAGUAUAUUAUGUAAAUAUAAUUUUAUUAUUAACAUUAUCAUGUUUUUUUUCAUGACUGUUCCAUCAUUGUAAUAUGGAAAUAUUAAUGGUACCACAAAGUUAUACUAUAAAGGCUGCAUCUGUACCAUCAUAUAGUACAGUACUUAAUAAUUCUGGACAAAAUGAAAAACCAUCAAAUUUAUAUGUAAAUUCUCCUUCACCAUACGUGCUAUUAAAUAUGGAAAAAAAUGAUUUUUCAUCUACUACAAAUGGAAAAGAUAUUUCCAAAAAUUAUCAGAAUAACGAAAAUUUCUAUAUUCAUCAAUCAGAUGAAAAAUUUGAGCCAAAAUAUGGAUAUGAUGAAAAAAAUCAUUAUUCAAAUAUUAACAAUAUGCCAGCUCCUCAAGUACCAAUUGAAGAUCAUUCAAGAUCAACAAGAAACAUUGUUUAUAGCAAUAUAGAUCCUCCAAUAUCUAUACCAAUUAAUAAAACAACUAAAACUGAAAAAGACAUAAUUUAUAGCAAUAUUCAAUGGAAUUCUAAACCAGAAAACACAUAUUGUAAUAUUUCUUCUGCACAUAAUAAUGUUAUAGAUGAUUUACCACCACCACCAGAACCUUCCGAAUAUGUUCCAUGUGUACCAGGUAGUUCUUUUCCACCACCACCAGAAGAAUUACCACCUCCACCAAGUCCUGUAUCAUCUAGUUAUAGUGAAUUAAGACGUGCUACUUAUCAAACUGAUUUUCCAUCUGAUAAUUAUCCAAAUGAUAUUUAUGGUCCAAGUUCACAAUCCAGUUCUACAUAUGAAUCUAUAUAUGAACCAAUUAAUCCUAGACCACCAUCACAAUUAUCUUGUAAUUAUUCUAUGUAUUCUGGUUAUGGAUCUGCUACAUCUACUCAACCUCAAGGAAAAGUAUCUCCCGUUAAAGAAGUGGAUGUUCUUACUGAUCUAUUGGUUCAAGGAAUGGAAGAUAAUGCUGAAGAUAAUGAUAUAUAUGGAAUUUGUGCACAAUGUGGUCGUAAAGUUGAAGGCGAAGGUACUGGUUGUUCUGCGAUGGAUAAAGUGUUUCAUAUUGAUUGUUUCUGUUGUUAUGUUUGUAAAGUUAAUCUACAGGGUAAACCUUUUUAUUCACUUGAGAACAAACCUUAUUGCGAAGAAGAUUACUUAAAUACUUUAGAAAAAUGUUGUGUUUGCACAAGACCAAUACUUGAUAGAAUAUUAAGAGCCACUGGAAAACCUUAUCAUCCAUCCUGUUUUACAUGUGUAGUUUGUGGACAAAGUUUGGAUGGCAUACCAUUUACAGUAGAUGCUACAAAUCAAAUUCAUUGUAUACAAUGUUUCCACAAAAAAUUUGCACCUCGUUGUUGCGUUUGUAAAUUACCAAUUAUGCCAGAACCAGGUCAAGAUGAAACUGUACGUGUUGUAGCACUAGAUCGCAGUUUUCAUAUUCAGUGCUAUAAAUGUGAAGAUUGUGGAUUGAUUUUAUCUUCUGAUUCUGAAGGACGCGGCUGCUAUCCUUUGGAUGAUCAUGUAUUAUGCAAAAGCUGUAAUGCUACUCGUGUACAAGCAUUAACAUCACAUAUGACAACUGAAUUAUAAAUGGCAUAAAUAUAAUAAUUGCAAUUAUAUAUUAAAUUGUCAAAUUUAAAGUUGCUGUUUUAUGAAUUUUUAAUAUUUAGAAAUAAGAUAAUGUUUAUAAAUAUUUAUAAAUAUUUGACAUAUGUUCUUAAAAUAUUUUUUAAUCAAAAUGAUUUUAAUAAUUAAAUAUGAGCAAUCUUCUCAUUAUUUAAUUACACCAAAUAUAUAUUCAUAAUAUUUGUAUACUUUUUUUAAAGAAUUAUAUUUUGAAAUUGAUACAUUUAUACGUACAUUAAAAUCAUGAUUGAAACAAAUUUGAAAGAAUUUUAAAAUUCAAAUAAUAUUACUGCCUUUACACUGCCAUGUUGCAAGAGAAAGAAUUUUGAAAAAUUAAUUAUAAAUAUUUAACCAAAAAAAUUUUAAUAUAUAAGAUCUAUUCAAAAUUAAUUUCUUGUAAUAUGAUGUUUAAUGUGAUUAGAAUAUCAUAUGUAAUAUGUAAUAUUAAAACAAAAUAUUCUAUUCUUAUCGUUAAGAACUAGAUAAGAACUCGUUAAGAAUUAGAUUUAUAUGAUAUAACUAUGAUUAUCCAUACAAUGUCAAUAAUAUAAAGUAGAAAUUUUGUAAUUUAUAUGCUUCUUUCUAUUGAUCUAAAAUGAUUAUUCCCAUAUAUUAAAUCAAUAACAUAUUUAGAUUUACGUUUUAUGGUAAAUCGUGUGAUAGGAUAGAAUUAAUACAAUGUAUUAAUGCAAAUAUUUUAAAUUAUAUUAUCUACUUAGCAAGUGAAAAGAUUAAAUAUAUUUAGACUUAAUUACAAAAUGUAUUAUUGGAACAAAUAUUGAAUAAAACACUAAAUAUAUUUAAAAAUAA